Molecule: messenger RNA, 966 nt
Organism: Arabis nemorensis
Lineage: Eukaryota; Viridiplantae; Streptophyta; Magnoliopsida; Brassicales; Brassicaceae
Source: the annotation of a GenBank genome assembly
AUGGGUAACGCUCUUAGAUUUCUCUACGGAAAAUGCUGCAAACCCACGACGGACGACGAGUCUCUCCGACCUCAUGGUGUCUCCGCCGCAACCGCCGGUGUUCCAGCUCUCGCUCACGAUCUCUUCAACUUCGACAUCACUUCUCAGGUUCCUGAAGGGCUUGGGAGAUAUGUUGUGUCGUCAAGAAAAACUCAAGCAAACUGGUAUCAAAUACUUGAGGCAUGGAAGCAAGCUAAACCUCCACCACGUACGGCAGAGGAAGCUUCUAGGCUUGUUACUGAGAUCUUAAAGAGGCAUCACUAUCAGAAUGCAGAUGUUGAGGGACUUUUGUCUUUCUAUGGACUUCCUUUGCCUCACACUCUGGUUGACCUCUUUACUGAAGCUCCUUUGUCUUUGCCUGAAGGAGUUCUUUUCGAAUUUCAAACGCUUCCUGUGGAUCCAAGAGCUGUGGUAGAUGGAGACUCUAUCACAGUGUAUGUCAGUACUUCAGACCCGGUCGUGUCAUCUUCUGUUCCAAGGGAAGUAAAUGUUGCAGCGGUUCAAAGAGCAAAAGCACGAGAGAAGAAAGAUUAUAGAAAAGCAGAUGAGCUUCACCAGAAGAUCAUUGAUUCUGGUUACCGAGUGCUAAAUAUUCAAAGUGAGGAAGUGCUUGCUCGGAAGAUCAGAAUUAGACUAAGGGGAAUAGAUGCACCAGAGAGCCAAAUGCCUUUUGGGAAAGAGGCUCAAGAAGAGCUUCUUAAGAUUGUUCUUGAAGGUAUUAGUUUAUGGAGAAGAUCAGUACGGGCGAUGCGUAGGAGAUUUAUACUGCAAUGGGAUUUUUGUUCAGGAGGUAAUGCUAAAGAAAGUGUUGAACGUUCUUUUGAUGUGAAAAUCAGUGGGAAAAAGAGGCGAGAGAGAAGCGUAUUGGCUUGUGGGCUUCUUCAAAUCCAAAGAAACCAUGGGACUGGAGAAGAAACCGGCGUGUAA